This is a messenger RNA of Syngnathus acus (greater pipefish), 848 nucleotides long. RefSeq lists its product as uncharacterized. The coding region runs from base 291 to 848 and encodes 185 amino acids. The transcript has 4 exons. NCBI's taxonomy places the organism in Eukaryota, Metazoa, Chordata, Actinopteri, Syngnathiformes, Syngnathidae. The record is from RefSeq and is a predicted model, not a curated record.
GGUAUUUAUGUGGUCGGAGCUCCAUGGCAACCGGGACACUUUAGAAACACGGAGCUCAGGAAACACUUUGGAGCAGAAGAUGUCCCCAUCGGGAAGUUGUGACAGAAGUGAGGAACACGUCUUUAUUCCAUGACUGUCUGCCAACAACUCCGGCAGGAUACAACAAAGACAGCAUGACAUCACUAAGGACAAACAUAUCGCCCAACCCCUAACUGCAGGCCUUCUGGGUGAAAGCCCUGGUCCUGAGGUCCGCCACACACAGCGACAUUUGUGGACUGGAGCCAAAGAAGAUGCCUUCAACAAAGAUGAUCAAGCACAAAGAGGUGGAGGGAAAAACCAAACCUGUCAAGCUCAAACCUGCCAAGCUACAAGUGGCCCCCGUGCGGCAAAACCGAGCGGCCAGCUGCCUUCGACUGACGCAAAAGGAGGCUCACUCCCAAACGGCCUGCGAGCGCCCCAGCAGGUCCAGAUCCACCGCGACCCGAGCGAGACUCGACUGGGCUCAGCAGGACGCCGCCUGUGAUGUAAAGUGUACGGAGGACGGCGAGUGUGCAGGACGGCAGGGACGAGUCGGUGUCCAGAAGCUGAGAAUUCACAGCCACAAGGCCUUCACCGUCAUUCCCCCAAACCCCAAGAAGAGAAGAGACAUCCAGAAAAAGGCGAAGGCGGAGUUGGCGGCUUUGGAGGAGCUGAAGCUGAGCAGAGCCAUGGCGUACGUCAACAUCCAGUCGAGCACCGUUGGGGGGUCUUUGACUCUGGAGGAAGUGCGAAUGAAGCAGCAGCAGGAAAUGAUGCAGACCAAGAGGAAGCAGAAAGUGAAGCGUUGUGAUGUGACCAAGGCGUCCUGA